UAGACGUGAUGCUAAGUGCGCUGCGGAUUGAGAGAGUUUAACACAACACCUUUAAACGUCGUGUCUUAAAACAAAAGUACAUUAAUUAUCCAAAAGGUAGACACGGUAUACUUUUAUCAGACAUCCCUCUUCGAAGUUUGAAUGAGACAGACGAGGCAGUGACGCAGAUGUGCGGACCAUGCAUUAUUCUGCUGAAGAAGUUGCCAGAAGUGGGAGCAAAUAGACGGACGGCUGAGUUAGCUAUGGAAAUCGUGUCGACAUCUGAAAGGAAACCUUCACCUUCAUGCUCUCAUGAACGUCCAUCAUUCACUCUGUUUGAUUCCUUCAAGAUGCACCGAACGCAGAGCCGCCGGCACGGAGCGAAACACCUCAAGAGAAAAAAGGCAUUGGUGUCGUCAGUCAAAGGAGUUUCACAUCUCUCCCGGCGAGCUAAGAGACGCUUAUAUUGUAAAUUACAGCUUUGGAUGUGGAGGAAGCGGAGGGAGAAAUGCCAUUUUGUUAUGUUCAGAGCGAGAAAAAGAUCUUGUGGGAUCAGCUACAGCCCCUGCCUCAGCGUAAAGACACAGUCGCAUAAAAAUAAAGUCCCAACGCGCUACUCACCAAACCGAGAAACUUCAGUCAGAACAGCAGCUUUUGUGUCUCCUCUCGGAUGUGAUACUGCAGGUUCAGAUGACACACUCAGAGGGAAGAAUGGCCUGCUGAAGUCCAGUGAAUCUGUCAGUCUGUCGGAAACGGCUUCCUGUUCCUCGCAGAGCCAGGUUACGGACACAAAUGAUUCUUCCGGUAACAUCAGUCAAACUGCUCCAACAGCUACGGCACCGUCUCAGAAAACUCAAACUUUGGUACCCAGUGAAAUUAAAGACACUUUGAAACUUUCUCAUACUGUCAAACCCCUAUUGAGUACAGACAGCGAUGGGUUAAGUGCACAUAUUAAAGAACCAAGGAUGACGACACCGGCUCAGAGGGUUGAGGUUGACGGCCCAUCGGGACAGUUUUCGACUGUCGUGUCACAUCAGGACCAGAUUACAAGCAGAGACACUCAUGACAGAGUCACCUUAAAGAAGACCUCUCAACUUGAUGUUGGCAUACUGACAAAGAACAUCCAUGAAUUUCUUGAUGACUUCUACAGAAUACACGGAAGUUUCAUCCCAUUAAAAAAGAGCGACGUGUUGAGACAUCUGAAGAGGAAGUUUAACACCGAUUUCUGCGACAGGAAAAAUUACAUUUACGCAGAAGUUUCUAAAUAUGGAACUUCAAUCGUCCAGAAGCCCGUUUCCUCCUUCCAGGUGGUCUACAAGAAGCACACACUGACACUGGAUGACUUGUUCACACUGGCAGAUCAGAACUGGCUAAACGAUCAGGUCAUGAACAUGUAUGGAGAAUUGAUUAUGGAAUCUGCCCAUCACAAGGUCCAUUUUGUCAACAGCUUCUUCCACAGGCAGCUCAUGACUAAAGGAUAUGAUGGUGUUAAGAGAUGGACAAAGCAGGUGGAUUUGUUUUCUAAGACACUGAUUUUGGUGCCGAUCCACCUGGAAGUUCACUGGUGUCUGGUGACAGCUGACAUUGUCAAAAAGAAGAUCUGCCUUUACGACUCUCAGGGGAACGCACUCCAGAAGGUUGCAAGGAACAUUCUGAAAUACUUGAUGACAGAAGCAAAAGAGAAGAAGCAAACAGAUUUUGAAAGAGGUUGGGCAGUGUCGUUCGAUGAGAAAAUACCACAACAGUCCAAUGAAAAUGACUGUGGAGUUUUUGUCUUGGAGUACUCUAGAUGCCUUGCUCUGGCAAAACCUCUGCAAUUUUCACAGAAGGACAUACCAAAGAUCCGCAAGAGGAUCUACAAAGAGCUCUGUGACUGUAAGCUCCAUGAACACAGCUGACAACUCUCUUACAGUUGUGUGUAUGUAUCACUGAUAAUAUGUACCGCUGCUAGUUAGGAUAGGUAAUCAGCAGUCCACAUUAGCAGCUCCAUAACAGCCUAAUGGCACUGUCACUGCAUAUGACUGACCCCAGAAGGUGUGUCUUAUAUCAGGAGCACUGUUCAUGCUAAAUCAUAAUCCUUUUUACAAUUACAAGGAUUAUUGUAUUUAUAUUAUGAAUAUUUAAUCAGGCAUGUAAUUAAAGGAAAAGAUCUUUAUGUUCCUAAUAGACCUUGACUUGGAGUUUACACAUUUACAGUGCACCAACAGAGCCUUAAUGAAUGGACUGCCGGUGUGAAUGGAUCUAAUCUAUUACAGUCCCUGUCUGUUAUUUAUUAUGUGUGCACGUUUUUGCAAAUUUUAGUUUAAUUUUGUUUUUUUUGAUGUUUGUUUGUAACAUAGUUUACCUGUUAGCACCUUUGGAGCCCCUACGGUUCUGAAAGGCAAUCACUUUUAUUUUGUGUGCACAGGUUAGUUAUCUUGUGGGAACAAGUUUUUGUCUUGAGUGCAAUGGUUAAUUUUUGUGGGAACAAGUUUUUGUCUUGUAGGAACAAGUUAUAAUCUUGUGUGAACAAAUAAUAAUCAUGUAA
This is a messenger RNA of Plectropomus leopardus (leopard coralgrouper), 2506 nucleotides long. Lineage: Eukaryota; Metazoa; Chordata; Actinopteri; Perciformes; Serranidae. The record is from RefSeq and is a predicted model, not a curated record.